UUUUGUGGACAUCACUAAAAAAAUGACGUAUGUUGUUCUCUGUCGCCCACCCACACGUUUGGGUUGAUUUUUCAUGAAGAGUUUUUAUCGUAUAUUUUAUUAUUCUUCGCACAAUUCAAUACCUGGUUUAUAAUUUGUUACUAUGUGUCGAUUUUUGUAUAAUGCGGCGUAACCCACAACUGAGCGUGCCUAUCAUGUAAGAGUGUUAUUUUCGCGGACGGGCGUGAACGUAUGGAACAGUUACAUGUUUUGUAAUUAAUUUGUACGCCCACUAACCUGGCUUCUAUCUUAAGGAGUGCGGUAUGUUACAUAGAAAAAAGUAAUCGCGGUGGUUGAAUUUGUAAAUAAUGUCGCUACAAAAGAGUGUCAAAAGUGGUGGUGGUGAUAGGAGUGAGUUGGCCGAUACGACUUCGAUAUGUUCAUCAGUGACCACCCAGCCGGAUCGCCACGGUUUCUUCGGAGGUGCUCAGUACAGUCCAGAACCAAAGAGGACUGUAUCGCCGAGCACGAUACUGAAGCGGGAACAGAAGUGGAUACGGAUGCUGAACAACUGGGAGGGGUUCAUGAGUAAAAACUACAAGAAAGUGCGCGAGAGAUGCCGGAAGGGCAUACCGGCGUCGGUACGACCUAAAGCGUGGCUGUACCUCUGCGGGGGUCAGUUGCUGCUUCAGAACCAUCCGAACGAAUACGAGGAGCUGCUGCAGGCCCAGGGAGACCCCAAAUGUAUGGACGACAUCAGAAAAGACCUGCACAGGCAGUUCCCGUAUCACGAAAUGUUUAUCAGGGAAGAGGGAUUGGGGCAACAAGAACUCUUCUCAGUACUGAAGGCGUAUUCAGUGCUGAACCCGAAGGUGGGUUACUUCCAGGCGCAGGCGCCGGUGGCCGCCUUCCUAUUGAUGCAUAUGCCCGCCGUCCAGGCGUUCUGGUGCCUCGUCAGCAUCAGCGAUAAGUACCUGAAGGGGUACUAUAACCCUGGGCUUGAGGUUCUCCAGCGCGACGGUGACAUCCUCCAUGCCCUCCUCCGCCGUACCGCCCCCUCCGUACACCGCCACCUGGUGAAGCACAAAGUGGAGCCGGUAUUGUACGCCACGGAGUGGUUCCUCUGCGCGCUGACGAGAACUCUCCCGUGGGACAGUCUGCUGCGGGUGUGGGACUGCUUCCUGUGCGAAGGUGUCAAGGUACUAUUCAAAGCGGCCUUAGUAAUCCUAGCGGGGGCCCUAGGCCCGGCCAAGGUUCGCAAACGCGCGGCCGGUCUCUGCGAGACCUUGGAGGUGCUGAGGCAUCCCCCGGAUGCGGUGCUGCAGGAGGACUACCUGAUGUACCAUAUGCAGAGACUAAACUUGACUGAGGAAGACUUUGAAUUUGAACACCAGAGACAGACGGCUAGGCGGCGCGCUAUGGCCAAUAGAAGUGGCAGCUGAUUCAGCGACUGUUCCUACAGGCGUUACUCAAAGAAUAACGCCCGGGACAUUUUCAACACGCUAUGAGCGCGAGUGCGACACUGACCAAGUUAAAAUAUACCUUAAGUGCAAUGUGAUACGGUCGAUAGUGCUGGACGACUUUGGAAGUAAUAGUGUAGUGCGAAGUAAAUUUUUUACUAGCGGAAUCACGAUCCAAGGAAUAAGAAAAAGAAUAGGCUCGUUUUUUUACAUAUAGACCAAUUGGUAAACUAGAUGUGUCAUCUCAGGAUAUGUGUUACAAUAACACAACAAUGGAGUUAAAUAAGUCUAGAAGUAGUAAGUUCCUGAUGAAUGUAAUUUUUCAUAUAUAGCAUCUUAAUUCUGAGAUUUAUUUGACAGCUUUACAGCUGCGCUGAAAAAUGCGUACGAUGCAAGAUGAUGACACAUCCAAUAGAUUCUUACAAUAGCACUUAUACUUUUCAGAUUAUUUAAUGUUCCAUAAAUACAACUAUUUAUAAAAUUAAUUGUGUCAAUCCAUAUGUGAUUCUGAAAAGUUACUAUUAUAUGAUACCUGAAUUACCCCACUUUUGGAUCGUGGGACCCUGGGCUCCUCUCUAGGGUAAAAAAUGCUAGUAUGAUGACUCUUGUGAAGUGUUAGUGAUAAAGCAAGCCAAUAUGGACUGUGUUAUAUUAGUGUUGAAGUCGAUUAUUGCACAAUUCGGAAUGCUAGCGGUAAGUUACCUGUGCGGUGCCUCUUUAUGUCGUGUUCACAUCAGUUAAUUGAAAAAUCUAUAAUAAUCUUAUGUACUGAAGAUAGCUUACCAAGCAAAAUUUGUAUAAAUUAUAUUAGUUUGAUUCUAAUAAAAAAAAAACUAUAUUUUUUCUUGUUUGUCUUUGGUAGUCCUCUGUAUGUAAACUUUUUGUGGACACGGCUUUAUGUAUAAAUAAAUAAUAAUUAUCGUUUGUCCUGAUAAAGUGCAGUAUUGUUAGCUGAUUAGUCUUCAAGUAUCUGUUUUUUUUUCCAAUUUUAUAUUAAUUAUUUGCGUUUUUAGUAAAGAAUUGGAUACAAAAUUUGCAAACAGCUUUCUUAAUAUUGUAAGCUGUGUUUAUAUGAAUGGCAGAAAGUAACAUAUCUAUCAACGCAAAGCUAAAACUAUUUGAAUGAAUCAAUUUAUCAACUUAUUUGUAUAAAUUUUCUUGCAUAAUAAGUGUCUCACUUUUGUUAAUCUUGUAAGACCGUAUGUAAUAUUAUAAAAAGGGAUGAAAACUAAAGUUUAUAACUGAUUUUAAACUCUCGCAUUGAGUUUUACUAUUUAUAAAUAAUACAGGUAUUAAACGCGCACAUAACAUAACUUUAUUUUAACGUAACAUGAUCAAAUCAUAUAAUCACGUCCGAGGUAAAAUAAAGGUAUGUUACGUGGGCGUUUAAUAACUGUUUUUUAUAAAUAAUUAAUUAAAGUUAGUCUUAUAUGCUAGUUUGGAAAUAGCAAAAAGUAUAAAUGUAGUAUGACGACUGACCAAAUGGAGGAUAUAAUAUGAAGCAAUUCAAAAUGCAGAUAUGAAAUGCUGAAAUUUGCUAAUGUUAUGAUUGAAUAGUAAACUCAUUUUAAUUAUUUUUAAAGAAUAAUACUUAAAGUAAAUUUCCUGAUAAAUUUAGGCCAUAUAAAGCUCUCACUUUAAUUUUUUAGAUCGACAUUUAUUUUCAUAUAUGCGGAGAACCAUAGUCUUUAUUAUAGACUUAGUUUUUAAUUUUUAUGUAAUUCACAUUCUUCUCGAAUCAUGAUUUCUUCAAAGAUUCCAAAAAUAAUUCGUACUAUCACUUCCAAUUUUGUAUUAAGCAUACUUGGAACUGAAAAUAUUUUUUAAUUGUAUUAUUGAAAGAGGAAUUCCAAGUAGUCUCACAAACAUAUUCCACUAUCCCAUCGAACAUUAGAGGAUUUAUUUAACGUUAAAUCUAUAUCUGUCUCUUCUAAGUUUGUUUUUUCAUAUCAUAAUAUAAAAUAAAAUAAAAAUUUAGCAAGGAGACAGAGGCAAAUCAUCCUAUUUUAUCUAUCUUAAAUGUUUUGUGUAGUGACCGUUACGAUCUGCAAAUUUUUAUCUUUUGUAGAGUUUGAGUUUAAGGCUAUGUUUUAUUUUAUCUUGUUCCCAAUUUUUUUUGCUUAUUUUAUAUUUUAGAAAGAGUAAGCUAUGAUUAAUUGUAUUAUGUGCAAAAUAUUUCAUAAUAACAUGUGAUAAGGUUUGUUAUGUAACGUUACAUAUCGGAAGUGUAAAUAAAGGCUGGCGAACAUGUUGCUGCAAUGUGAAAAUAAAAACAAUUUCAGUGGAAAAAAAUAUGCCUCACUGAAAAUAGUUGUUGAUGAAGUUGAUAGGGCUGCAUAGGCGGACCACACACAGCGAGUAACUGCACGAGGCAAUAACGCGCGAAGCAGCUCGGUUAGAGUGGUAGUACCUCGCUCGCCAAGACAAUAGAUGUGGACUUAAGUUGAAACAAUAUAAGUUACAUGUGAUUAAAUAUAGUAUUUUAGCGUUUAUAAACGUUUUGUUUCCAUUUAAAUUAUGUAGUCCAUUUUUUAAUUCAAAUUGAUUUUAAUAACGGUAAAAAAAAAUGCUUGAACAGCUUUUAUAGCAAAAUAUAUUGUAUCCAUGACAUAGCUGCCAAACAAAUACAGUUCAUGAUACUAACCAAAAACAUAGCAUUAGUUUACUCUUAUUUCGCGCGCCCUUUCACAGACAGUCUACUCGUUUUGUGUGGAUCCACCUUUAUAUCUUUCAUCAUAGCGAUGUAAAUAAUAAUAAAACAAAUGUUAGUCUGGCUAGAUACGCGAUUCAUGUAAAAUAUGUUGGUACAAAUUGAAAUCAUAAUGUCCAGAUAUUAAUAACGAUAUAGAAAUAUAAAUACAUUUUUAAUUUUAUUUUAGGCUGUAUUGACACAGAAUUCUUAUAAUUUUGAACAUGAUUCUGUAUUCAUGUUGCCUUAACACACAAAUGAUGGGUUCCGUAUAAUUUAUUCAUAUUAAGUCUUCCCAUUCGAAGUACAAGAUCCAUUAUAAAAGAUCUGUAUUUUCAUACACAAAAUAAAUCUAUAUAUAUCUCGUGAAGCAAUAAUAGGAUUAUUUUGGGACAAAAAUUAAGAUUAUUAAUAAUAAUGAGUGCAAUAUAAUAUGUGUUAUAUAUUCAAUUUCUUGUAAUAUUGAUGGAUUUAGGAAAAAUAAAUUGAUAUAUAUCAAUAGAUUAAUUUUUGCUACGUAUGCCGCCAUAUUCCCGGUUGCAAUUUUAGAUCUGAAGACAGCAUGUAAAGUAUGACUUUAAAAUAUUUUAAUAAUAUUUUACAUGCUCUUUGCUUUGCCUGGGGUCUUCCAACUGUAAAGAAAGGUAUUUUUUUACAAUAAUUUGACCUCAUGUCACUCACAUGAUAUAAAAUGAUAUUUUUUUAAAAUCUAUUGCACAUUUGCUUUGCUUUGCUUUAGUCAGCAGUUUAAAAAAAUGAAAUGAUAAUAUUUCUAGUAUAUCUAUAAAAUUACAUUAUCUCAAAAGUAAUUCUUUAUUUCUAGUUUGGCAAAAAUGAGUCUAGAAUGGCGACAGAGCGUGAACUUAAAUUUAAAAAUAGACCUAAAAAAUAAAGCGCUUGUAAAUUCAUGUCACAUGGAAUUUACAAGCGCUUUAUUUUUUUUGCCUUUGGACUUAAAAAACAAUAUAGUAGACAUGGCAUUAUAUAACUGCAUCUAAAUAUAUUUAUUUAGGCUAUGUUUUGCCAAGCUAUCAAGCCUUAUAGGUUAAGAAAUCUAACAUGAAUAUCAUAAUAUUUUCUUCGCAAUACGUUUGCGGUUAGAACUGCCAAAACUAACUUGGGUAUGAUUUUAUUAUGGCCCGUCCUAGGCUAUGAUUUUAUUUAAGAUGAGUUUUAUCUCUGGUGCAUAAUGUUUAAGUUAUAAUUGCUGAUUAUAUUCUAAUUUGAAUGGUUGUGAUUAUAAUCAGUUUGCCUGUAAUGUGAGAAUGAAAUAUAAUCAAAUUCCUUACGACAGUUUUGGAAAGUUGUAAUAAGAAAUUUUUUGUUUGUAUAAAAAAGACGACUGGCCAAUCAGCGGAAAUUAAAAUAGAAUGCAUUAUAAAUUGCAAUACAGAUAAUAACAAUAUGGACAACGCAUUAAAAAAAUAAGUAUUUGAAAUUCUUACGUCAGUGGAACCCGGGGCAAAAGCUAGUUUUUAAUAAGACUUUAGAGAAGCCUGCAAUCUUAUAACUUUGUUUAGUCAUUCGUAUACUAUAUCGUAAGCAAAGUUUUGAUUUUAAGUUCAAUUGAGUGUUGUAAUGUGUGUGAUUUUUGUUGGUGAAUAUUUUUAAUCCAAUGUUAUUCUUAAUAUUAUUUUUGUUGUUAUUUUCUUCUGCUUAGUUCGAUAAGUUCCGUAUUCAUUUUAAUUCCACUCAAAUUUUCCACAUUCCACAAGCAGACUGUACAGACAUGUUUAGAUAAUUCAAACUGAUAUUUUUGUAAAAUGGCCAAGAACCAUGAUGCUGCAGUAUUCGUGUUGUAAAUAAAUAUAAAAGUUAAUAAAAUA
This is a messenger RNA of Amyelois transitella, 5954 nucleotides long. It is a transcript of the gene wkd, whose product is annotated as TBC1 domain family member whacked. The transcript has 7 exons. The record is from RefSeq and is a predicted model, not a curated record. Bases 348 to 1421 code for a protein of 357 amino acids. Lineage: Eukaryota; Metazoa; Arthropoda; Insecta; Lepidoptera; Pyralidae.